Molecule: messenger RNA, 520 nt
Organism: Camellia sinensis
Lineage: Eukaryota; Viridiplantae; Streptophyta; Magnoliopsida; Ericales; Theaceae
Source: RefSeq, a predicted model, not a curated record
CUAUAAAGUAGGAGUAUGGUGGAAUUUGGGUGCUGUGGUAGUCUUCUUCUCUAUAAACCAAAGACAAAGAGUGUGAAUUGACAUGAACAUGAAGAUGAAGAGUAGUAAUUCAAUAUUGGGGUGUUCUCAUUUGAUGAUGUUGAUGAAGAACAAUUUGCCUUAUAUAUGCAUGGUGAUGUGCAAUAUUGUAUACGCAGGGAUGGUCUUGUUCUCAAAAGCUGUAAUUUCUAAAGGAAUGAACCCUUAUAUCUUUGGUGCUUAUCGUCAAGCUUUUGCCACUCUUGCCUUGGCCCCUUUUGCUUUCUACCUUGAAAGAAAGAACUCUGCUCCGCUAUCAUGCAGCAUACUCUGCAAGAUCUUGGUUUCAUUGAUUGGGAUUACACUGUGCCUAAAUCUCUGGAAUAUUUCACUUAGUUACAUCCCAGCAACAUUUGCUUCUUCCACUUCUAAUGCAAUUCCUGCUAUUACCUUUAUCAUGGCCAUUCUUUUAAGGUACAUCAAGAAAUAUAAUCCUAAAUAA